Molecule: messenger RNA, 762 nt
Organism: Cyphellophora attinorum
Lineage: Eukaryota; Fungi; Ascomycota; Eurotiomycetes; Chaetothyriales; Cyphellophoraceae
Exons: 1
Coding region: 1-762 (253 amino acids)
Biological process (GO): DNA-templated transcription
Molecular function (GO): DNA binding; zinc ion binding
Source: RefSeq, a predicted model, not a curated record
AUGGUGUCCACGCAGCUACAUACGCCUCCUCCAGAUGAAAGCCUUCCUCGCCAGCUCCCACAUCCUGCUCUGCCUUCCGGCAAGUACAGCAUCGUGUGCUCAGAGCUGCCACAGUUCGCACGGACGCUGUACCUACAAGUCUUUUGGGACUCAUGUCAUCCCUCUGUCCCAACUUUCAGCGAGCGCCGAUUCCGUGAGCUCAGCCAGCUCCCGGCUUCUACAAUCCUGGAUGAGUACACGUCUGAAACUUGUCUCGUCGAUGCCAUGCUCGCGUUAGGUACUCAGCAUUGCGUUUCGACCGGUCUCUUCGAUCGCACGUUGGGCCUUCGCAAGUUGGCAUCCGCUCAAAGCAAAGCAGAUCCUCUGCUGGAAGUGGACUGGCCAGGUUUCGAGUACUGGCACCGGGCUCGAGAUCAUAUCAGAGCCACGGAAGAUCUUGGCAUGAUAGGUGCUCAAGCUCUUGCUCUCAUGAUCUUCUAUCUCAUUCGUGGCGGCGCUGUCCGUGACGCGUACAACUUGCUCGGGAUUGCCGUCCGCAAGGCAUAUAUGUCAAGCCUGCAUCGAUUACAGGAUGUGGAGGAAAGUGGCAGAGACGAUCUGCGAUUGUUCUGGACGACGACUUUCGCGAUGGAUGUCCGAUGCUCGCUUCAGCUCGACAUGCCUCAAGCCAUAGGCGCGACCCUGGUCCGACCGCUUCUUCUGGGUCGCGACAGCCUCAGAUUCUUCAGGACGGACAAAUGGCGAGCCACACUCUCCGCUUGA